Molecule: messenger RNA, 2036 nt
Organism: Oncorhynchus mykiss (rainbow trout)
Lineage: Eukaryota; Metazoa; Chordata; Actinopteri; Salmoniformes; Salmonidae
Source: RefSeq, a predicted model, not a curated record
UGAUCAUAUUGUAACGAACCUGGGUUUAUAUCGAUGUUAAUCAAGCUAGCUAAACGUAAUUAUAAGCAACGUUAGUUAGCUUAUCAAAGUAGCUAAAAUCGUAUAUGUUGAAAAAUUGUUCCGAUCAAAAUGCACAUGAAUGAAACAAAGUAAUAUUUCCAACAUCGCAGUUAAGAAAUAAAACGCUCCGACGACGACUACAUAACCGCAGCAUUAACCUACGUGGAAUUACGAUCGCUCCCUCUGCUCACGCGUGCUGAAUGCGCUUAUAGACAUAGAUGACUAUAAAAACGUGUCAAACUGAUGGGAUACAGAAGCUACAAUCCUUGCCAAAUGAGGAGAGCUUUAUCACAACUUCAAAAUGGACUGGUUGACUGAAGUAGGGAAAUAUGUAUUCCAGCAAUGAGCUGCAGUUUUGGAAGAACUGCGUCAUUUUCAGUUUAGGUGACUUUGCGAGUGAACCUAGUAUCACAGUCACAAAGUCAGCAUUGUCUAUAUCGUAAAUAUUAAUAUAAAAAAGCUUAAGGUUAGGUUUAGGCACAAGGUUAACAAUGUGAUUAAUGUUAGGGUUAAGGGUUAGGUUUAAAAUCUGAUUUUAGGAAGCGAAAUGUAGAAACAGGCAGGGUUUCGGACGUUGUGGCUGUGGUAACUAUUGAAUACCCUACAUUGCGAACCGCUAGUGUCAUUUAGAAUUGGUUAGCCUUGGCUAUGCAUAUAGACAGCAUCCACACUGGGAAUAUGCAAAAACAUUAGUUUAUAAAGACAAAGAGCGUAUUUUCAUCAGAACCACUAAGCCUAGGCCUACUCCCCAAACAUAUGUCGUGGCCCUAAUUCAUCCCAAUGCAGUGUUCAAUGAAAAAUUGUUAAUACAUUUAGAUCAUUCCAAUAAUGAACUAAAUUGAACGUCUGUAUAUCGAUAAGAAGACAGAUUUAGUCAUCAGGGAAUCAUCACAUCAAUGGGGUUGUUAAAGAAGAUAGAGACUGAGUUUCUUUGCUGUGAGAAGGAAAAAGAAGUUGUUGCCACAGAUGCUGUGGAAUUCCUCGGCCAAAUCGAAAAGAUUGUGUUGAAACAUCGCCACAACAAGAUACCUCUUGCAAAGCCGAAAAGUUACGAGUUGAGAAUCGGGGGUCUGGAGGACACUGUUCACGCUGGAGAUGGUGAACAGUUAGAAGUUUGGAAAGACUGCUACCUUCCAGAGAGAAUGGAGAUGGUGGUCAUUGGUGCCCUGGAUGACUUCCGCUGUUCGGCAGCAGGAUGGCAGCUGGUUCUCCUGUUAUGUGAAGAUGGCAAUGUCUACGCCUACGAGUUUGAAGUUCUACACCUUGUUGCCAGAAGCUUGGAAGAUCUCUUUAAAUCUGGAGCAGAGUUCCCAGGACUGGAGAAACACAGAUUUGGAGAAUGCUUUGAGGAAUUGACUGAGGAAGAGAUGGAGAAAGAGAUGCAAUGUGACGAAAUAAAGAAAAUCAAUGACGAGCAUAUUCAGUUCCGAAGAAGUUUGGAGAUUGAGAUGCUGGGGGAUCUCAAAGCAAUCAGUCAAUCUGAGCCAAACAUUCAAACCCAACAAAGUAAUGAGCCAAUUCGGACCGAAUAUUCAAGGCCUUCAAAGGAAGCACUGAAAAGGAAGCACUGCGAAUUCAAUGGCUCAGACACAAGAGGAUUACAAUACUCACAAGAGGAUUACAAAAAGAAAACCAGCCCCGUCGCGGACCAGGAUGCCUUGCUCCCAGACAGACUAAAUAACGUCUUUGCUCGCUUUGAGGACAAUACAGUGCCACUGACACGGCCCGCUACCAAAACCUGGGACUCUCCUUCACUGCAGCCGACGUGAGUAAAACAUUUAAACGUGUUAACUCUCGCAAGGCUGCAGGCCCAGACGGCAUCCCCAGCCGCAUCCUCAGAGUGUGGAGUGUGCUCCACAGAGUGUGCUCUGGUGUGUUUACGGACAUAUUCAAUCAAACCUUAUCCCAGUCUGCUGUCCCCAUAUGCUUCAAGAGGGCCACCAUUGUUCCUGUUUCCAAGAAAGCUAAGGUAACUG